AUGUCUUAUUCUACUACCUCGCGAGACUCCAACAAACCUACCCGUCUAUACCAGCCGUCCGAGCCCGAAGCCGGCACAUCGCGCGCAGCCCAUCCAUACUACGUCCCCCGUUCCCAGGCGCCCAUCAACCCCAGCACCAUCCCGCCCUCCCCCUCCUUCUCCCUCUCGCCAGAGAUGUCAUCCACAGCCGCCCACUCGUCCUAUUCAUCCUCUUUCUACUCGUCUCGCCAGAGUUUUGCCGAGUCGUCUCAACCUCAGUACGGAUUCAGCUCGUCAGCCAUUUUACCGCCCGACCUCGCACGCGUAGCCCCACCCCCAUCUACACUCGUAUCAAAAGGUAGCUAUGUGACCAUCCACCGCUGGGGACCAUCCCGCGGGACACCAGGCUCGUUUGUAAGCGUGACGUGCGAUGUCGACGUCCAAAACCCACCACUGAACGCCGGUCAUCCCGCGACUCCGCCUCCUUCUGCAGGCGGCCGGGGUACAAGAACCCUUCGGUUACUAUUUGGCAACCAUCCAGUACAGACGAGUGCACAGGUGAUGCAGCCGGAAGGGUAUAGGGCGUCUUGUAUGCUCGAAGCGACGGUGCCGAGUUUGGCAGCGAUGGGGCGGUCGCCAGAGGGGACAGGCGCGCAGGCUGUACCAGUGACAAUCCAGGUAUUGAGUGAUGAUGCGCAGGUGUUGGAGACGGUGCCGUUAGGCCAGUUUACAUAUGCUUCAGAUUCAAACCUCGCGCGGAAACGGAGCGGUGAACCGCUAGAAUCAACUCGACGUUCGCCGACGGAAUCGCCUUUUCAACGCCGCCCAUCGGGUUACAUCUCUUCCCCUGAAAUGAAGCAGUACGAUCCGUUAACAUCAUGGAGCGGUGCGAGUAAAUCGCACAACAGACGUACCUCGACAUCUACCAUGGGUUCGAGCUCACAUUCGAAUAGACCAUCAAGCUCAUCCUCUUCCAUGUCCCAACCAAGCUUUAUGCGUGCUACGCAGGUGAUUGGAGGCGCGCCGUUAAAUGCGGCAAACACGCCUUACGUCAGUACGGGACAAAAGGCCAUUCUGAAUCUGACGGGUGAUCUGACGGGUGUGGCCAAGGGAUGGAAUAGCGAAGAAUGGUCAGCACGUCGGCGACUGGUACAAUUCUGGCGCCGACAAGAAGGAACCACCAUCCACGCCCAGUUCCAGGUCGUAGCCCAGGCAGAAUGGGCAUCCAUCCAAUCUUCAAUCGUCGUCUCUUGCAUGUUCUGGGAAGAAAAAAAUGCCUGCUUCAUAUCGUCUGUCGAUAUCAUCUAUCUCCUCGAAGCGCUUGUCGGGACGCAUUUCACGGUAGAAGAAAAAAAUCGGAUCAGGCGUAAUCUCGAAGGCUUCAAACCCAUCACCGUCGACAAGAGCAAGCCUGAUACCGCCAAGUUUUUCAAGCAAAUAAUGAACUUGCCUAAUCCGAGACCGCGCAAUAUCGAAAAGAAUGUCAAGGUGUAUGCGUGGGAUUGCCUGGAAGUGGCGUUGCAGAAGAUUAUCUCAAAAUACUCGGCCAGUUUUCCCGCAAACCAAGUGGAAGGCAUGACGUCUAGUGGCGCACCGUACCGAGUCCCACAACCAUCCGACCCGGCUUCACCCCUGAUGAAGGUGUAUGACCCCCUAUCGACAUCGUCCCAAUACUCCGUGCCGCCCAGCUCGCACCCUGGUGCAGAGUCGCUAUACAGCGGUCAGGCAAGCUACUCACAAUUACCAAGCUCCAGGCCGCAAAGCAGCUCUUCCUCCACCACCCAGCUGCUGUCCAACGGUGACCUCUCCCGGCCCAGUACCGCAGGCGACCCCAUGGGCGCUCCAGGCCAGAGUCCCGGGCCGAGCAGCAGUCGACCGGGUAACAGCGGUGUCGGGUUAUACUUUGACAUGCCUCAAGGGUAUUCCCAGAAACAGAACGGGCAAUAUCACAUGGGCAGUCUUUCAGGCAAUAUGGACGUUCCGCCCAGUACACCCAUGUCCAGUGCGCAGAUGGGAGGCAUGUACGCCAUGCCUCCACCGCAUAGUCAGCCUCCUUAUACUGCUGCUCCGCAACAUCAGUACCCUGCGCCUACACUCUCGCAGACGCAGCAUAUGGAGGGGUAUCCUCGACAAGGCGAUAUGGGUAUGUUUUAUCCGUCUUUCGGAUCAGAUGGGCAGGAGAUUCCUCCGCCAUCGUCCUAUGGGUACUUGAACAGGGAUGGGCGAUUGGACAAGUGA
Cryptococcus wingfieldii CBS 7118 is the source of this 2217-nucleotide messenger RNA. RefSeq lists its product as hypothetical. The coding region runs from base 1 to 2217 and encodes 738 amino acids. The transcript has 5 exons. Lineage: Eukaryota; Fungi; Basidiomycota; Tremellomycetes; Tremellales; Cryptococcaceae. The record is from RefSeq and is a predicted model, not a curated record. Gene Ontology annotation, cellular component: nucleus.